UACGAAGAAAGGAAAUUCAAAGGAAGGAAAACAAAGUUUAUCAAACCACGGAUCAUUUCUGACCGCCUUCACACUGAUGUUAUAUGUAUGUUUCAUCCCGAGAUUAAGAUAGAGAAAGAUACAACGUGCGACACAGCUAAUUGUGGCAGGAUGUACACGUUCCGUUAGUGGAAGUGCGCAUGUCCUCUAGUGAUUAUAUAUUUUCAUCUUCCUCAACCAAAGUCUCAUUUUCAUUUUUAAAGUAUUUGUUGCAUUUAAAAAGCAGCGCAAUGGGGAGUAAUUUUUCCACUGAAUCUGCGAGAAAUUCACCAAAACAACCUGGUAAUGAUGCUGCUAAACAAAAAUAUAUCGACGAAAUCCUCGAAAGGGCUGAUGAAAUCGACGGCGACGAUUUUGUGGACGAAGGAGACGAGUUGUCAUCAAUAGACGUUAGAGAUUAUGUGGACCAGUUUCCGUUUGAAAAUAUCGUCUUUGAAGGCGGUGGUGCUAAAGGCGUGGUAUAUCCGGGAGCUCUACUGGCCUUGGAAGAAUUAGGCUUGAUGGCGAAAAUCAAACGAUUUGCAGGGACAAGUGUGGGUUCCAUGACUGCGUGCAUGGCGGCCCUAGGAUACAGCUCCCAGGAAAUUCGGAAAGUCAUGGAGAAGGAUUUUAGAACGUUCUUCGACGCCAGACUUGGACGAUUAAGUUUGCUCCCCAAUCUACUGCGCUACUUCGGAUGGCAGCCCAUGAACACGUUAUAUGAAUUCGUGGGAGAACUCGUUGAAAAGAAACUUGGUAAUAAAGACGCCACGUUUAGCGAUUUGUAUAAAAAGACCGGAAAAGAACUUUGUAUCGUUGUCACCAACGUUAACAACAUGGAGGAGGAAUAUUUUCAUCCCAAAACCACGCCCGACGUUCCGAUCAGAAUGGCAGUCCGGAUGUCGGCAAGUCUUCCAGGCUUGAUGCAACCUGUGCAUUACACGACAUCUGGGACCGAUAAUAUUUACGUUGAUGGUGGACUAUUGGCUAAUUACCCGAUCACUUGUUUUGAUGGAUGGUGGUUAUCGAUGAAGAAAGAAGAUUCUUUUCUCAAAAAAAUGCAGCCUCUAGAGAAGCUCCCUGAAAUCAUGGACAGAAGAAACAAGUUUGCUCAGAGUGAAGAAACUGCUGAUAAAACAUUGGGCUUUGUUCUGUAUGCAAAUGACGAAAUGCAGAGCUUCAAACCAGUGUUUGAAUGUAGACGGCGGGGUCCAGUAAUCUAUCCUGAUACGGAAAUGGGAAGAAAAGCGGCGGAGAAGCUGAAAAAUGAAAUGAAGCUACGUAAAGAAUACCUGCUUGUCAGAAACGCUGUAAAUAAAUUCUUAGAGCUGGCUUCAAAGUAUGAAGAAAACGGAGAUGAAUUGAUCAGUAAAGAAGAACUCUCUGGAAUACUCAGCGAUGAAAGUUUCACCAAAAACGACAGAGAUAGACUCUUUGGAAAAGAUGUUACCGUGGAAGAUGUUAUGACACGACUUGAUAAAGAUGGAAACGGCACGGUAAAAUUUCAAGAACUGGUCGCAUUUAUCGAAGAGAUGGGAUUUACAAUGGCGACCCGGAACUUGGGAUUUAAACGACAGGAAGUGACGACAUUGCUAACUCUUCUUCAGACUCUUUACACGACAUUGUCUUUCAAUAUUGUCCAAAUAGGAUUCAGUUCUCAGGACUUGCCAAGGACCGUAGGACUAAACUCACAUUAUGUAGGAACCCUGGUGUUCGAUUACCAGAAAGAAGACAUUGACUUCCUAAACCAGGAGUCCUAUCAAUCUACCAUGACGUUUUUGAAACAUUUUGCUGCAAAAUUGAAACAAUAAGGGGAAUGACAGUGAAAAUAAAAAUCCGUGCACAGAUGUGGAAGUGUCUUCUUCAGACAGAUUACUCGAAUGUUAGCGGAGUGAUUUUAGAUUGUCAAUUGUUAUGUUUCAGACAUUGUAUAUGCAGUUGUUUAUAUUAUACGAUGCAACGUUUGCCUUUCAGAAAUUAAUUGGAAUUAUAAUCAAAAGUGAGAUGUG
Molecule: messenger RNA, 2027 nt
Organism: Ostrea edulis (European flat oyster)
Lineage: Eukaryota; Metazoa; Mollusca; Bivalvia; Ostreida; Ostreidae
Exons: 14
Coding region: 180-1829 (549 amino acids)
Biological process (GO): lipid metabolic process
Molecular function (GO): calcium ion binding
Source: RefSeq, a predicted model, not a curated record